ACUUGAUUUUUCCAAUGCCCUUUGAGAAGAAGUGAAGUGCAGUGAUGAACCCAACAAAUCGCGAACGGCUAUUAAAUUGGCACGAAACUGCUGAUUUAUGCUACAAUUCGAGCCGGAAUACAUAGGACUCAUUGGAGAAACAUUUUCAUUAUCAUGGGAAGUAAGGAAAUAUGCUGUGAACAGUCACAAAGCCAACAACAACAGCAACAGCCAGCACAACUUUCUUGCAGUAGUGAAAGACGACUUCAAAUGGAUAUCGAGCAUCUUCCUCUGCUGAACCCAAUGCGACCACCUAUAGUAAGACUCACAGAGCAAUCUGCGCCUGGUGAUCGACGUUUUUUAAAAGCACGACUACGGGACCCAAAAAUUAUGGACAUUGUGCGGAUGUUCCUGUCAUAUUUGUACGACCAGCCACCUACAGUAUGCAUUCGUGCAACCACCAAAACCAGCGCCCCUGCAAUGCUAGCAUCUGAAGGACUACCAACAGACUUACAACUAUUGCGUCAAAUUUUCCUGAAUGUACACGAGGAUCUAGGAAUAUCUCGCAACGACGCCUUGGCAGACCUUCAAUCACACCGUUCGUUCCUUUCCAGUGAACGCACUCAACAACUUCAUCGCACUAGGGAGGCCGCAUAUAAAUUCUACAGUCCAUCAAAUUUUCAUCGGCAAUGACGCACUCUCCGGAAGUAACAUUAACAAGUGAAGAUAACACGCUACAUGAAACAUCAGAAGAGGUAAAUAUUUCGUCGACCGUCAUACUUCCAAAAACUUCUUCGCAGAAACAAAAUUCGACUGAAGUUCUAAUUUAUUGUCAGAAUUUCAAUCGAAUGAAAAGCCCAGCCAAAAUGAAGGAUAUAUUUAAAAAUUUAUUAAGCUCAUCCUUUUCGAUUAUUCUGGCAACUGAAACAAGCUGGGAUGA
This is a messenger RNA of Armigeres subalbatus, 919 nucleotides long. RefSeq lists its product as uncharacterized. NCBI's taxonomy places the organism in Eukaryota, Metazoa, Arthropoda, Insecta, Diptera, Culicidae. Bases 154 to 672 code for a protein of 172 amino acids. The record is from RefSeq and is a predicted model, not a curated record. The transcript is spliced from 2 exons.